Messenger RNA from Daucus carota subsp. sativus, 1315 nucleotides. Its product is annotated as tyrosine-protein phosphatase RLPH2. Gene Ontology annotation, molecular function: hydrolase activity. Lineage: Eukaryota; Viridiplantae; Streptophyta; Magnoliopsida; Apiales; Apiaceae. Bases 117 to 1046 code for a protein of 309 amino acids. The transcript is spliced from 4 exons. The record is from RefSeq and is a predicted model, not a curated record.
AAAGAGCACCAUCAUUCGCAAACAAGCAAAUUUGAAUUUGUGGCCUGCAAAAUUGGCAACUAUAUACCCCAAUUAUCUAUCUCUUCAGUGACCUGAGAUCGUUCUCGUCAACUAAAAUGGAGCACCAACAACACAAAGUGGUGUGCUGCAUAGGCGACAUCCACGGAUACAUCACCAAGCUCCAGGCCCUCUGGUCCAAUCUCCAAGCCCACAUCAACCCACCUGACUUUGAAUCAGCCCUCAUUAUUUUCCUGGGUGAUUACUGUGAUCGUGGCUCCAACACUCCCCAAGUCCUCGACUUUCUCAUUUCUCUGCCCUCUAAGUACCCCAAUCAGACCCAUGUUUUUCUCUGCGGGAACCAUGACCUUGCAUUCGCCGCGUUUCUUGGUGUUGCUCCGAGGCCUUGUGACGGGUCGGAGUUUAGAGAGACGUGGAGAGAGUAUGAGAUGAAUGAGGAGAGAGAAGGGUGGUAUAAGGGGGAGGAGUAUGAGAGAAUGCAUGUGCAAGCGAGGAGAUGGGCUGGGAAGAUGAGUGGGUUUAAUCAUGUGAAGAAGACUGAGUAUAAGGGCUCAAUUUAUGAUGCUGCCCCUACUUUUGAGUCUUAUGGGGUUCCACAUGGAUCUUUUGAUUUGAUCAAGGCAGUUCCUGCUGAACACAAGAAGUUCCUUGCUGAUAUGGUUUGGGUCCAUGAAGAGGAUAAUGUUUGCAUAAAGACCGACGAAGGAAUCAAACAGUGCAAAUUAGUUGCUGUGCAUGCUGGAUUAGAAAAGAAUAGAGGGGUAGAAGAACAACUAAAAUACUUAAAAGCCAGGGACACCAGGAUUCCUAAGGUGGAGGCACUCAGCGGUAGGAAAAAUGUGUGGGAAAUGCCGAAGGAUCUGGCUAAAUAUCCAACUAUAUUGGUAAGUGGUCACCAUGGAAAACUUUACACUGAAGGUCUUAGACUGAUUAUCGAUGAGGGUGGCGGACUAGAGCAUAAUCCAGUCGCUGCUAUCGUGCUUCCUUCGAUGACAAUUGUCCGUGAUACUGAUCAACUGAGCAAAUAGCUUACUCAAUUCACAAUCCAUAGAUCAUUAUCAUGAUUCCUCGUAUGACUGUGGUUGAAGCACGAGAUACGUUCCCUCCCAUCUAAUGUAGAUGUUAGUCGUUUAUUUUUCUUGUUUCAGCUUGCAGUUAAUUUUGAGUGCUGUAUAUUCUUGCAAGAUCCAGCAGAGCUUCAAAUGUUUUCUGUAAAUGUUUUUCUGCCUUAUUUUAGCAUGUAUCAGCAGUAUAUAUAAUUGUCAUAUCAUUGCAAUGUUUCAGUGCUUUUAUUGCA